CACAGCUCUAUUUUUCAACACUGCUUAAAAACAGCUGUUGUACAUUUUGUUUGUUAUGAAGCGAAUUUUUAUAAGCUUUAUUUUGCCUUAAUUAGAUCACAUAGGCAAAUAUCACACUUAUUUAAAUAGUAAGCUGUUGAAGCGAAAAGUGUAUUAGGGUAUGUGUCAAUAUUUAUAUGAUGUUGGAAGUAUACUAAAUUCAAAAUUUGCAGUCAUGGCCGAUGAGCCGUCAGAUGCGCUUGGCACGCCCCCGACGUCAAGCGAACAAACGUCAUAUAUAUUAAAACUGAACAAUGAUUGCCUAGAGUGUAUAUUCGAGAGACUUCAAGAUCUUCGCAGUGAAGUAGCCUUCGCCAGAGUUUGCCAACGCUUUCAAUGGGUAUGUCUGAAUCGAUGGCGCGGCUCUCAUACCUACGAUCAACUAGAUAUGGAGAAAUGGCGCGAAUUACUGCCAAAUUAUGAGGACCUUUGCUAUUUUAUAAAACAAAUGCGUCCCUUUAUACGACACAUGACUGUGUCGAGUUGUUUGUGCACAUUACUGAAAGACCUGGACGAAAUGCAAAUUUACGUGCUGCCCAAUGUAACCAGCUUCUAUUAUGAUCCCGAAGAUGUGGAUUGCUAUCCAUCAGAUCGUAGCAUAUGCAAAAUGGCAAAAAUGAUGCCGAAUCUGUUACGACUUCGCCUAACCACGCCAAUACAGGGGCGUUACCUAUCCAACUUUCGGCAUCUGCAGGAGUUACACUUGUACGAAGAUCAGCAUAAAGCAUAUGAACUGCAGCAGGAAUAUCUAGAUGAGAUCUGCAGUCAGUUGACUAAUUUACAAGUGCUGGACAUUCGGAUGUACGAUGUUAUAAGCAAACUGCGGCUCAAUAAUUGCGUCGCCUACCUCCAGAAUCUCACCAUCUUGAAGCUCAACUUGGCUACCUUGAAAACAGUCAUCACCGAAGUGCUAAAGCUGCCAUCACUUAAGGAACUGAUUGUACUGCUCGACACCGAGUUUUGCAUACCACCAUUAGCAAGUGUGGAUAGCUACGACCAUAAAAUACGAGAAGUGCAAGAAUUCUAUGAAAUAAUGGAACGCAAGGCACCAGAUAUUAUAGGUGUCGCCGUUGACGGUUAUUAUAUGCCUUUGGAACCUGGCUGGGACGCGGAUUUGUCCAUUUGGUCUCAUCAAAAGCUCCAGCGAUUAGCAAUUUGCAGCUGGACACAUGCCGUGGACUUUCUGGAACGCUAUACCUGCAUGACAAAUCUUCAAUUGCUGUGCCUGCGCAAUUGGACAUAUCUGUGCGAUGACAUUCUGCUCAAAUUCGUUGAGUUGUGUCCACACCUUCAUCAUCUUGAUGUGUCCUAUUGUCGUGAACUGACGCCCAAUUUUCUACAACGUGCGCUCAACAUUUUAAAGAAGCGCGAGCCAAACAAACAAAAUAAUAGAUAUUUGCGUACUCGACCACUGCUAAUAUAUUAUGUUUUAUGCGGCUUUGAGGAUUAUGUUGAUGUCAAAGAUCUUAAACAUUCUCCAGACUACAAGGAGUACAUUUCGUUCAUGGACGCCUUUCCUGUUAGCUCUGAACGAGGCCUGAGUUUCGUAGAUCGCGGCUAUCAAUUUGAUUUUGAGUAAUAUAUUGGGAAUACAAUUUUCUCUUGUACAUAAAAAAACAGAUCAUCAGUUUAUUGUAAAUCCUCUAGGAUCGUGACAUUAUUUAUUGUAAAUGUAUGUUCUUUUAUGUUAAGUGACCGACAAACUUCGAACCAAUUGCAGACACUAUUAAUUAUGUACAUAAAUGUAUAUGUA
Messenger RNA from Drosophila hydei, 1792 nucleotides. RefSeq lists its product as uncharacterized. The record is from RefSeq and is a predicted model, not a curated record. Lineage: Eukaryota; Metazoa; Arthropoda; Insecta; Diptera; Drosophilidae. The coding region runs from base 161 to 1618 and encodes 485 amino acids. The transcript is spliced from 3 exons.